This is a messenger RNA of Ostertagia ostertagi, 714 nucleotides long. The record is from the annotation of a GenBank genome assembly. Lineage: Eukaryota; Metazoa; Nematoda; Chromadorea; Rhabditida; Trichostrongylidae.
AUGUCUGUCGAUCGCUUAUUUGAUGUGAAGAACGCAUUCUUCCUUGGGCAUUACCAGCAGUGUAUCCUUGAGGGACAGAAGUUAGUUACAAAAGUUGAAGAAGAAAAGACUGCCAAAGAUGUAUUCGUGUACCGUUCAUAUAUUGCACAAGGGAAGGCUUCUGUUGUCCUCAGUGAAGUUCCUGAACGAACUGAUAACCCGUCCUUGAGAGCAGUUCGUCGUCUGGCUGAAUAUCAAAACCCGUCCAACAGGCAGCGCAUCGCCAACCUUGUACAGAGUGAGGUCUCUGACGGAACAGCUGCAACUGAUGAUGCAUCAUGCAUUGUGGCUGCGCUCAUUUUGAAUAAUGAAAAUAACCCAGAAGAUGCUAUGCGUAUUCUUUCAAAAAGCGAGUCUUUGGAAGCACGUUCCGCUACCGUCUUCACUUUGCUUCAAAUGGAUAGGGUAGACUUGGCUGUAAAGGAGUUAAAGAAAAUGAAUGAAAUCGACGAAGAUGCUACUUUAACCCAGUUAGCUCUUGCAUGGGUCAACAUGGCCAUGGGCAAGGAUAAGCUGAAGGAUGCGUACUAUAUUUAUCAAGAAAUGAUGGACAAGUACGGUCAAAGCCCACGGCUGCUUGUUUCCCAGUCAGCUGUUCUUAUUCUGCAGGGGAAAUAUAAGGAAGCGGAGGCUCUGCUGCAUGUGAGUCAUUCAAAUGAAUGUGUGCUGCCUUGA